Tachyglossus aculeatus (Australian echidna) is the source of this 2217-nucleotide messenger RNA. Its product is annotated as potassium voltage-gated channel subfamily A member 1-like. NCBI's taxonomy places the organism in Eukaryota, Metazoa, Chordata, Mammalia, Monotremata, Tachyglossidae. Gene Ontology annotation, cellular component: dendrite; paranode region of axon; neuronal cell body. The record is from RefSeq and is a predicted model, not a curated record. Gene Ontology annotation, biological process: protein homooligomerization; potassium ion transmembrane transport. Bases 22 to 1515 code for a protein of 497 amino acids. The transcript has a single exon. Gene Ontology annotation, molecular function: protein binding; delayed rectifier potassium channel activity.
GUCCUCCUCGGGGCUCCGACCAUGACGGUGAUGAGCGGGGAGAAGGCGGACGAGGCGUCGGGCGGCGCGGGCCCGCCCCAGGACCGCUCCUCCCCGCGGCCGGCGGGCCCCGAGGACCACGAGUGCUCCGAGCGGGUGGUCAUCAACGUGUCCGGGCUGCGGUUCGAGACGCAGCUGAAGACCCUGGCGCAGUUCCCCCACACCCUGCUGGGGAACCCCAAGAAGCGGAUGCGCUACUUCGACCCCCUGCGCAACGAGUACUUCUUCGACCGCAACCGGCCCAGCUUCGACGCCAUCCUCUACUACUACCAGUCGGGCGGGCGGCUGCGCCGGCCGGCCAGCGUGCCCCUGGACAUGUUCUCCGAGGAGAUCAAGUUCUACGAGCUGGGGGAGGAGGCCAUGGAGAAGUUCCGGGAGGACGAGGGCUUCAUCAAGGAGGAAGAGCGGCCGCUGCCCGCCAGGGAGUACCAGCGCCAGGUGUGGCUGCUCUUCGAGUACCCCGAGAGCUCGGGGCCGGCCCGGGUCAUCGCCAUCGUGUCCGUCCUGGUCAUCCUCAUCUCCAUCGUCAUCUUCUGCCUGGAGACGCUGCCCGAGCUGAAGGACCAGAACAAGGAUCCGGGGGGGACGCCCUACCUCUUGGGCAACGUCACGGUCUACUACAAGUCCAACAUCCUGACCGAUCCCUUCUUCAUCGUGGAGACGCUGUGCAUCGUCUGGUUCAGCUUCGAGCUGGUCGUGCGCUUCUUCGCCUGCCCCAGCAAGGCCGAGUUCUUCAAGAACAUCAUGAACUUCAUCGACAUCGUGGCCAUCAUCCCCUACUUCAUCACGCUGGGCACCGAGCUGGCCGAGCAGGGGGGCAACCAGAAGGGCGAGCAGGCCACCUCCCUGGCCAUCCUGCGGGUCAUCCGCCUGGUGCGGGUCUUCCGCAUCUUCAAGCUGUCGCGCCACUCCAAGGGCCUGCAGAUCCUGGGCCAGACGCUCAAGGCGAGCAUGCGCGAGCUCGGGCUGCUCAUCUUCUUCCUCUUCAUCGGCGUCAUCCUCUUCUCCAGCGCCGUCUACUUCGCCGAGGCGGAAGAGGCUGACUCCCAUUUCUCCAGCAUCCCCGACGCUUUCUGGUGGGCCGUGGUCUCCAUGACGACGGUGGGCUACGGUGACAUGUACCCUGUGACAAUUGGAGGUAAGAUCGUGGGCUCCUUGUGUGCCAUUGCUGGUGUGCUGACAAUUGCCCUGCCGGUGCCUGUCAUUGUAUCCAACUUCAACUAUUUCUACCACCGAGAAACCGAAGGGGAAGAACAGGCCCAGCUUCUGCACAUGAGUGCUCCGAACUUGGCCUCGGACAGCAGCCUGAGCCGCCGCAGCUCCUCGGCCCUGAGCAAGUCCGAAUACAUGGAGAUCGAAGACCGGAUCCUCGACAGGUUCGGCUCCUACGGGCAGGCCGAACUCAGAACUGAGAACUGCAACAGGGACCGCCCUUACCCCUCGGUGCAGAAGCGCAAUCUCCUGACCGACGUGUAGGCCGGCCGGCCCCUCGGAGGACUCCACACAGAGACCCAAAGCAGAACGGCAGCAGUCCCACUUGGGACCCCUGCUCCCCUGGCCGUCUCCGAAGACCCCUCUCCCACGCAGCGCACGGGUGCGUUCCUCAAGGCCCCUGACCCGGGCUCGGGGCCCCCUUUCGCUCGCAAAGCCCUCGAGGAAAAAAAAAAAAGAGAUACUAUUUUUUUUCCAUUUGAUUUAGAAAACAAAAAACCAACAAAAAAAAAAAAAGACAAACAUGCAAAAGGAAAGGGGUAUUUUCCGUACCCUGCCAUCACGGGGCAUCUCUGGACCGGUUCGAGGUAAGGUAGAGUCGACACUCGCCCUCUACCCAAAACCUUAUUCAUGCUCUUCCGCUUCUUCCAUUUAAUUGAAAGCAGCAACAACAGGGGAUCGUUUAGAGAUGAUCCAACUCCAAUAUGCAUGGAAUUCCAGGUACAAGCCCUCGGCAAACCGCACAGCACACCUCAGAAAGUGCAUCGAGAAUAUAGUCUAUAGGUAUCAAUUCCUCUUCCGUGUCCAGUGGACAUCUGCUAUUUUUCCUCUUUUCUUUGGAGUAACAGAAGGGACACUUCCCCCGUGAAAACGAUACUUAGCUACUUAGGAUGGGCCCCCACAGCACCUUAACGGCUCCCAGACGAGGUCCAGCCCCUCCCCCCAAACCCAACCCCUCCCCCCACC